GCAUGGAAACCCCGGCGGAGCACAGAGCCGCAAAUUACUGAGCCAGGAGGCAGAGGACACAGGAACCAGCUGGACAAGGGCUCCGGGAUUUACCGAGCUUUGGCGAUGCGCAUCUUUCUGCACCUCAGUCAAAGGCACCUGAUGAAGAAGCACUGUUGAUGUCAAACCCAGAAAAGCAGAUUUUCUCAAAGAAAAGACUUACUUUUGGGACAAAAUUAGUUUAAACCCCAUUCAGAGGUCUCAGCGUUUCGCCCUACAACCACCGCCAUGCUCUCCAGCGUGCGGCGGCACAGCCUCCGCCUGCAGACGGAGCUCCACCGCUGGAGCGUCUGCGACCCGGGCAGCCACCUCCUCCCGGACGGCCUCCUGGCCCGGGUCCCCGCGUGCAUCUCCCGCUCCAAGUCCUGCGCCAGUUCCGCGGGCGAGUCGGACGGAAGCCGCGGGAGCUGGUCGUCGUCGGACUCGGUCAUCUCCGCGGACUCCGCCGGGGGCUCGGUGGAGCCCGGGAGCCCGUACCGGGUGGUGCUGCUGGGGGCCAGCGGCGUCGGGAAGACGGCGUUCGCCGGCAUCUUCGCCGGCGCGGCGGACAGCAUGGACAGCGACGACUGCGAGCUGUGUGGAGAUGAAGUGUCUGAAAGGGAAAUUGAAGUUGAUGGAGAGCCUGCAACUAUACUCCUGUUGGAUACCUGGGAUGCAGAGAAAGGCGAUGAGUGGACCCAGGAGCACUUCAUGCAGAUAGGCGACGCCUACCUGCUGUUGUACUCCAUCACCGAUCGGGCGUCCUUCCUGCGAGCUUCAGAGCUCCGGAUGAUCCUGCGCCGCUAUCGCCCUGCCCGGCACACACCCAUAAUCCUGGUGGGGAACAAGUGCGACCUGGUGAGGCGGAGAGAAGUGUCGGCAAGCGAGGCCCGUGCUUCUGCCGCGGUGUUUGACUGCAAGUUCAUCGAGACCUCGGCAGCCAUGCAGCACAACGUCUGGGAGGCUUUCUACGGCAUCGUGAGACAGCUGCGCCUGCGACGAGACUCCAAAGACGACAGCGGACGCCGCAGGCGCGUUCACUGCGACAAACGCAGAGAAAGCCUUCCAGUCAGGGCCAAGCGUUUCCUCGACAAGGUGGUGGCGAAGAACAAUCCCAGCAUGGCGUUCUGGCUCAAAUCCAAGUCCUGCCACAAUCUGUCAGUGCUGUAGGCCAAACCUGACUGCAGGUGGGGAAACACCUGAGCAAAUGAGACGGGUGAAAGGCUGCAGAAAAGCAGCCGUGGACGGAGCUGGAGGGACAUUUCCUGCCUCCGUAGGACUCAGAGUUGGCGUUCAUCUUCCACCCUUCGUUCAGGAGGAGGUGGAGGUGCAGGUCAGCCUCAAGCUGUUGACAGUCUGAAUGGACCGCUGUUUACAGUGAUGUCAAAAGUCAUGGGACAUGAGUAUGACUUUUAGAAGAAACUAAGAAAAUGAAGUGAUUUUUAUUGUUUUCUUUCUUAGUUCUUUCUGCUUCUUGCUUUUUUUUUUCAUUUACAAAUAUGUACAUAACUAAAAAUUCCCUUACAUGUGUUUUUUAAGACCUGUGUGAUACUUAAACGUUUAGUGUUUAUUGAUGCUGCAGUGUUUUAUGCUUUAAUUGUAAGAGCAAGCCGAUGCUAUUGUCUUUUGCUACUUUGAAUCAUCGCUGUUUGAAGAAAUAAAGUGACGUUUUUUGCUUGG
This is a messenger RNA of Poeciliopsis prolifica (blackstripe livebearer), 1698 nucleotides long. It is a transcript of the gene gem, whose product is annotated as GTP binding protein overexpressed in skeletal muscle. Gene Ontology annotation, biological process: negative regulation of high voltage-gated calcium channel activity. NCBI's taxonomy places the organism in Eukaryota, Metazoa, Chordata, Actinopteri, Cyprinodontiformes, Poeciliidae. The transcript has 4 exons. Gene Ontology annotation, molecular function: calcium channel regulator activity; GTPase activity; GTP binding. Gene Ontology annotation, cellular component: plasma membrane. Bases 268 to 1188 code for a protein of 306 amino acids. The record is from RefSeq and is a predicted model, not a curated record.